AUGCAACCACCUCCCAGAAAGGUAAAGGAGAGCCAGCAGUUGAAACUGAUGUUCUCAGAGCAUCUAAGUAAAUUGCAGACCAAAAAACAUCAGGAUACUGAACUGCUGGAGGAGAUCAGGUCCUUCAGUAAGCAUCGAGCAGCUAUAGAGAAGGAGUAUGGUCAGGCUCUUCAGAGGUUAGCUGUUCAGUACCAGAAGAGAGACUGGCAAAGAGGAAAUACAAAUGCUAUCAUCUCUGGAAGUGUGUUUGGUGUGUGGCGUUCAGUCAUAGAUGCUACAGCUCAGAUUGCUGCAUCACGACUUGCUGCUGCAGUAGAGUAUUGCAGACUGACUGGAGAAGCCUCCAGAAGUUUUCAAAAUGCAAAGGACAACUGCGCUAAGAGAGUGAAAGAGCUGCACAAACAAAGAUCAAAUACUUGUGCCAGAGAGAAAGCUGCUGAUGCACAGACAAGAUCCGGAAAGAAUGAGCAUGGGAUUUUACACUUUAAAACAGGACUACAUAAAAUGACUGCUAAGCAAAUGGAUGGUGGUGUUUACGAUGAUUUGAGAAACCAUUUUGACCUGCUGUGUAGGAGAGAUAUGGAUACCUGUCUGUCCACACACAAACAGUACAACAAGAUAUGGGAAAAUGUUGCUAAGGUGACCAGAGAGAAAAAUAUUCAGCAGUUUCUACAAGAAUCUGUUUCCUUCAGCAAAACAACUGUAUUCACCUUCCAACCUGCUCAACAUGACAAGGUGUCUUCUCUGCAGGAGGUCUGUGCUUCAGAAGCUGAGGGUUGUUUGUUUAAGGAGGCUAAAAAACGGGCAACAAAAGCUGCCAAAGACUUUAAGAUCGUCACCCAUGGAGAGAGGGCUCUACAGAUGUUAGACAGUCGAUUGAAGCUCUUGUCAGGGGAGAUGGGGUUCAGUAUGGAGCAGAAGAUAGCAGAGGUGCAGGACAGUGUCAGGAAAGCCAAGAACGGAGACAUCUUCGCAGAUCCAGUGUCAGCAUCUGGAGUGUGUGUUUAUCCUGCAGCCUGUAGAGUUAUCUAUCGCUAUCAGGCUAGCCAGUCAGAUGAGCUGUCAAUCAUGGAAGGGGAGGAGCUUCAAGUGAUUGAAGAUGGAGACAUGGAGGACUGGCUGAAGGUGUGUAACUCAAGUGGUCAGGUGGGCUAUGUUCCUGAGCAUUAUGCGCAGUUCCUGUGUCUACCAGCAGAGGACAGUUCCUUCAGCUCCACCUCAUCCACUGGGAAUAGAGAGAAGGCAGGGAGCAGAGGAGUAGCCAGAGCUCUGUACUCCUGCCAGGCCCAGAGUGCAGAGGAGCUUUCCUUCCAGGAGGGGGCACUAAUCCAUUUGAUAAGCUAUCGACAUGGAGAGGGGGAUGACGGUUUUCGGGAGGGAGAGCUGAAUGGACUGAUUGGUGUCUUCCCGUCAUUGGUGGUAGAGCUCAUACAUGAUGAAGGGGAGGAGAAGAAACAGGAGGAGCCUCUCCCCAUGCCAACCUUGCCUCCCUUCUCUCCUUCCAUCCCAAUCCCCUCAACUCCUGGCUGUAGUUCAGCACUCAGUGCUACCCCCCUUAGCCAUGCGGAGGACAAACAGCAGGUCUUUCCUCUGAGGCUCGCAAACAACACAACAGGCAACAACCGCAAAUCUCCAGAUCUCUCCAGCAAUCAACUAAAACCAUGUCGAGCACCUCCUUCUCCUCCAACACAGAAGCCUUCACCUCAGCCUUGA
Messenger RNA from Xiphias gladius (swordfish), 1713 nucleotides. RefSeq names its product F-BAR and double SH3 domains protein 1-like. The record is from RefSeq and is a predicted model, not a curated record. Gene Ontology annotation, cellular component: recycling endosome; neuromuscular junction. Gene Ontology annotation, biological process: regulation of actin filament polymerization; neuromuscular synaptic transmission. Gene Ontology annotation, molecular function: protein binding. Lineage: Eukaryota; Metazoa; Chordata; Actinopteri; Istiophoriformes; Xiphiidae.